UCGCCUAAUUUUUACAUUAAAAUCAGUCAAACAGAAAUUGUUCCAUUAAAUGUGCUUGUGCGUCUGUGUUUCCUCAACAUGUGGCCAUUUUGGGGUUUAAGUUUUUAUUUACUCACUGUUUCAAAUGCAGACGUUUCCCCUUACUUCUUUUGUGCAGACAUGAACCCUCAGCAACAUGUUAGCAUAGAACAGUUAAUGGGGAUGUGGUACGGAAUCGAAAUAAUAAAUCACCAAGUGGAAGACCACUACGUACGCAUUGGUAAAUCCUGCCCUGUCCUACAUUUAACCCUCAGCAAAGACUAUCCUACUACAACUUACAACCCCUUGUACAAAAAUUACAACUACGGUUACAAUUACGGCGAAAGACGUCCCCCCCAUCCUAGACCCACUGACAGAAACCCGAAUUAUGACCAAUACGAACGCGCCACGCAGGGCCCUUACUAUAGGAAUUACAACGAAAGGCGUUAUGGUUCGAAAUUUUACAACCCAAGAGACUACCCUUACGAAAUGCGACGGUUGAGGAUCUGGUGGGACGAAAACGGAAGUGAGACGGAAUACCAACUGAAAUAUAACACGAGCAAACCGGGAUUUUGGAUCAGUGCUGGUCCUCAAAAUGGAUCGGAGUUGGAGCCGCUUUACAGCAGUUUCGCAGGGACUGUGCAAGUCAUAAAAGCGGUGGGAAGCCACUUAGUGUUGACUUUCUGUCACCAGUUGCCUGAUAGACAAUUGUUUACAAUUCUUCUAAGCCGUGAGAGGAAGUUGAGUUCAGCUGAUAUCCACGGAGUUCACAGUUUGUUAAACAGGAAGGGUUUAAAUACACGUGCUAUUAAAAAAGUGUGCUGGAAUGGCAGUAACACUAUUCAGAAUUCAUUAUUUAUGAUUAUUUUAUUACUCUUCGGUGUGUUUGUGUGCCAAUAUUAGUUUUUUACACGUAUUGUAGUACCUAAAAUAAGUAAUUAUCUCAGCUUCCAUAUACAGUACCUCAUUUACAUCCACAUUGAAUGUGACUAAUAAUAAUUAGACUUUGUUGUUUAUUGUUUUAAAUUGCCUCCUCCUACACAGUUGUUACUUAUUUCUUCACGUAUUCAUAUGUACAAAUGUAAAAUAAUUAGAAUUAAUUGUACCUUCCUGUUGACGCAUUGUUAUUUAUUUUACGUAUUUGUGUCCCGUUAUUACUGUAUUACCUUAUAUUUAAUAUAAAAUAAAUUGUUAGUAACAUUA
Tribolium castaneum (red flour beetle) is the source of this 1221-nucleotide messenger RNA. RefSeq lists its product as uncharacterized. NCBI's taxonomy places the organism in Eukaryota, Metazoa, Arthropoda, Insecta, Coleoptera, Tenebrionidae. The record is from RefSeq and is a predicted model, not a curated record. Bases 79 to 921 code for a protein of 280 amino acids. The transcript has 3 exons.